AUGGAGAAAGGGAAGAAGAAAAAGAAGUGGUGGAGGUUGUCUUCUUUGUUUGGAGCUGUGAAGAAACAUCUGAAGCGCAGCUCGAACCCAGUUCAGGGUGAAGUAGAGCUGCAGCAAGAGCAAGAGCAGAGUGAGGGAGUGAAGAACCAGAACCAGUGUAAAGACAGAUGCAGUGAUGACUACACUGUCAGACACAACCUCGUGAGUGAUCAGCUGUGUGAAGGUGGAUUUGACGCUGAGGCGACACGUUUGAAGGAUGACCCUGAACUUGGAUCUCCACAACGUCUUCCAGAAGAGAAGGACCUCAACAUCCUGAGCACUGCUGAUGCUGCUGAGGGAAACGACCAGGAGAGGAAGGUGAUGGAGAAAGAGAAGAAGAAAAAGAAGUGGAACCAGAAAGAACAGAAAGCCAGAUGCAGUGAUGACUUCAUUUCCAGCCACUACCAGCUGGGUGAUCUGCUGGGUGAAGGUGGAUUUGGUUCUGUGUAUGAGGCGAGACGUUUGGAGGAUGACCUUAAAGUGGCGGUCAAAUAUGUUAAUAAGACCGAAACCUACAGGCCAAGUUUAUACAUUCCUGGAUAUCAGCAACAUGUUCCACUGGAGAUCGCCCUCACAAUCCUGGCUAAUAAAGGCCCCAGAGUGCCAGAGAUCAUCCAGCUGCUGGACUGGAAGGACUACAGUGACCAUUUCGUCAUGAUCCUUGAAUGUCCCUCUCCUUGCGAGACUUUGGAAGACUUUGUGGGGCGUCAGGGUGGACGUCUCAACGAGAGCUUAGCACGGCGAGUCAUGAUGCAGGUGACUAAAGCUGCGAACGUGUGCUGCCAGCGCCAAGUGUUCCACCGUGACAUCAAACUGAGCAACCUUCUCAUCAACAACCAGACACUUGAAGUCAAACUAAUUGACUUUGGGUGUGGGGACAUUCUGAGGACAACUGUCUACAUGUCAUACUCUGGCACAGCAACAUACGUCCCUCCUGAGUUUCACAUAAAGGGAAAGUACCACGGCAAGCCUGCGACGGUUUGGUCACUGGGGGUUCUGUUAUUUAAAAUAGUGGCCGGAUAUUAUCCAGGUUUCUUAGAUCUGCACAUGCUCAAACUGCAUCUCUGGUCCAGAACUGGUCUGUCAAACGAAUGCUGCAGAUUGCUCCGCGCUCUCCUGCAAAUAAAGCCAAAGAACCGAAUUCAGCUGGAGGAAAUCCUUUCCCACAAGUGGUUUACGGCCACCACAUAAGACCACCUGAGAAGUUGUUGUAUCUUCAGCUCUCCAAUGGUUCCUGCAAUAGUUGCAGCAGUAUCAGAGGCCCAGUCUACCACCACGUCUGUCCCCCGCAGUCCAAAACA
Molecule: messenger RNA, 1340 nt
Organism: Carassius auratus (goldfish)
Lineage: Eukaryota; Metazoa; Chordata; Actinopteri; Cypriniformes; Cyprinidae
Product: serine/threonine-protein kinase pim-1-like
Exons: 11
Coding region: 1-1230 (409 amino acids)
Biological process (GO): protein autophosphorylation; negative regulation of apoptotic process; regulation of mitotic cell cycle
Cellular component (GO): cytoplasm
Molecular function (GO): ATP binding; protein serine/threonine kinase activity
Source: RefSeq, a predicted model, not a curated record